Messenger RNA from Penicillium odoratum, 2046 nucleotides. RefSeq names its product glycoside hydrolase family 2 protein. The coding region runs from base 1 to 2046 and encodes 681 amino acids. Lineage: Eukaryota; Fungi; Ascomycota; Eurotiomycetes; Eurotiales; Aspergillaceae. Gene Ontology annotation, biological process: carbohydrate metabolic process. The record is from RefSeq and is a predicted model, not a curated record. Gene Ontology annotation, molecular function: hydrolase activity, hydrolyzing O-glycosyl compounds. The transcript is spliced from 3 exons.
AUGUCAUCUUACCCUCGCCCAGACUUCCAACGCAAAUCACUCAACUGGAGCACCCUAGACGGCCCUUGGUCUAUCAUAUUCGACGACAACGACGAAGGUCAACACAACCAAUGGCAAAAGUCACCCCUCUCAGAAACCACAGAGAAUAAAAAGCGCACCAUACUCGUUCCAUACGCCUUCCAAACACCCGCCUCGGGAAUAAAUCUACACGAAGUCCAUGAAGUCCUCUGGUACGAGCGAUCCAUCACAGACAUCCGCACCGAACCCGAGAAAGCAUCGGGAAACAGGCUUCUCGUCCGAUUCGGAGCCGUGGACUACGAAUGCACAGUCUGGAUUGAUGGGAAUCUCGUAGGUUCGCACCGGGGCGGACAUGUUCCUUUUGACGUGGAUGUUACCGAUGCUUUCCCUACGGGGAUUAAGGAUGCAAGGCUUACGUUACGGGUACUUGAUUCGGCAACGGAUUUGGCGCAGCCGCGUGGAAAGCAGUUUUGGGGACCUGUACCCGAAAGUAUCUUUUAUACACCUACGAGUGGGAUUUGGCUGAGUGUUUGGAUGGAGAGUGUGCCGAAGAUGAGGUUGGUUGAUGGGAGUGGAGGGACGGUGUUGAGGGCUGAUGAUAUUGAUGGAGGGAGGAUUCGGGCUCACGUUGCUGUUGUCGGGAGAUCUUCUACGAAAGCGAAAGGGGAGGGGAAGAGGUCAAGUAUGGAGAUUGAGGUUUCGAUUGAGGGGAUGACUGUUAGUACGACGAGGGCGGACAUGCAUGCUAAUCGGAACUGGGCGGAAAUGGAGGCCAAUGUGAAGAUUUCUGAGAAGGAUGUGUUAGCGUUGAAGAAGAGGAAGGAGAAGGAGUUGGCUCAUCUUCAGGUUGAUGGCGCGUGGAAUGAUGGUGUUGCGUUGUGGGCGCCUGAACAUCCGAUUCUUUAUGAUUUGGUCCUUCGGCUUUUUAACGAGGAGGGGAAGCUUGUUGAUGAAGUCGAGACUACGACUGGAAUGCGCAGUUUGUCGUGGACGACUGGUGAUGGGACUUUUCGUCUGAAUGGUCGUCCCUACUUUCAGAUGCUUUUAUUGGAUCAGGGAUACUGGCCCGAUACGGGGCUCACGCCACCCUCGUCUGAGGCUUUGCGUGCGGAUAUUGAGAUGGCAAAAGCACUCGGUUUCAAUGGCUGUCGGAAGCAUCAAAAGGUUGAGGAUGCGCGGUUCCAGUACUGGGCUGAUCGUUUGGGAUGGCUUGUCUGGGGGGAGAUGGCGAAUGCAUAUGAGUUUGGAGCAGACUAUGUUGAACGCAUGGAUGCUGAGUGGGCGGAGGCUGUGAAGAGAGAUAUCAAUCAUCCUUGCAUCGUGACGUGGACGCCUGUAAACGAGAGCUGGGCUUAUACGGAUUUGAAGGGGAGUAUUGAGCAAAGAAACCAUAUCAGGUCUCUUUACUAUUUGACCAAGUCUCUUGAUCCCAGCAGACCCAUCAACGACAAUUGUGGCUGGGAGCACGUUCUUACAGAUCUAACAACCUACCACGACUACGCCGACUCCUCCGAGCUCACGUCCACAUGUUCAAAAAUGGAAGGCGGCAUCCUAGCCCCCAAAGCCGGGCACGAUAUGUUCACAAAACCCAUCUACUCAGGCUUCGCAGGCCACACACUUCUCGAUCCCGGCGCCCAGCACAAAGCAGGUGCCCCAGUGAUCUGCACGGAGUUUGGAGGCGUGAACAUUGCGCCUGCGAAAGACGGACAGAAGGCCGGUGAGCGGGAUUGGGGGUACACGACAGCGGCGGAUGUUGAAGACUUCUUGGUGAGAUAUGAGAAGCUGGUCAUGGGGGUAGUCAAGGGUGGACAUUCCUGUGGAAUUGUCUACACACAGUUGUGUGAUAUCGAGCAGGAGGUUAACGGUCUCUAUUCAUAUGACCGCAAGGAAAAGGUGCCCGUUGCGCGGGUGAAGGCUAUUAUGGAUGCUGCGAAAAAUUAUUACUAUGAUCAUGUUGGUGUGCAGACACAUGGAGCCAAGGGAUGGAAGAAGCUUCUUGAACAGGGAAGGCAUGCGCUUCAUCGAUAG